AUGGCCGGGCAGGGCCUGGAGAUGGCUUCCAUGAUCCCGGCGCUGAGGGAGCUGGCCAGUGCUAGUCCAGAAGAAUACAAUACAGUUGUGCAGAAACCAAGACAAAUACUCUGCCAGUUCAUUGACAGAAUUCUUACAGAUGUAGAUGUUGUUGCUUUGGAACUGAUUAAGAAAUCAGAUUCACAGCCAAGCUCUGUAAUGUUGCUUGAUUUUAUUCAACAUAUCAUGAAAUCUUCCCCGCUUAUGUUUGUAAAUGUGGAUGGAAAUCAGGUGGAAACUGAAUGCAGUUGCAUUGAAUUUAGUAACUGGAUCAUAACAAGGCUUCUCCGAAUUGCUGCAACUCCAAACUGCAACAUGUUGCACAAGAACAUUUGUGAUGUCAUUUGCUCUUUACUUUUUCUGUUUAAAAUGAAGAGUUGCUCUAUUUUUGAAGUACUAACAAAAGACUUGCUACAGCUUUUCCAAGACUUAAUCUUCCUGCAUGAAACAGAUGCACAAAAGCAUCUCUGGGGAGAUGGACUGGUCUGGCCGGUGUCUGUAAAGAGAUUUUCAAGCAAUGCAAGUGACAAUGUGGGAUAUUUAAGAUUGGCACCAUUACAGCUGAUGGGUAUGCCCAAUGUAGAAUGUUUGGAAAUUAUAUUAUUGUCUAUUCUGACAGACAUUGUUUCAGAUGUGUUUUUUGUAAGACAAGAUAUUAUUCUCUGGGGGAUAGGCUGCUCCCUGUUGGACUAUGGCAGUCCAGAAGUAAAAGCUUUGGCAGUGAAGUUUUUAGUAAAAUUAAUUAAUUUAGGAGGACCUCCUGAACAGCUGGCCAGUGUUUUCUUCGCAGUCUUUUUUGGAAUUCUACACUCAGCACUUGAAAUGGAUACUGAAGAAUCAGAACUCUUUGGAGAACCACUCUUACUGUUGGUGAGGACAUUGUUGCCUUUUGAAGCAGAUUCUCACAAAAAUAUUGAACCCAUCUACUUGAAUAUGCUACUAGAGAAGCUCUGUGUGUUGUUUGAAGGUGAUGUGUUUAGGUGUCUUCAGUCUGAAAAGCUGAAAGCUGCUUUUUGCCAUAUGCUGCAAUAUUUUCUGGAGUUUGUUCCAGCUGGCUAUGAAUCUGCUUUACAAGUAAGAAAAGCCCACAUCGGUACCAUAUGUGGAAUGUUUGUGAAUGUGCUUGGAACUCAGGAAGAACAAGAGUAUCUGGUGAGUCCACUUUAUACAGCAUUAAAAACACAAACGGAAGAAAUCUUUAAGGAGCUUCAUCAGAGCCAGCUAUAUACUUCUGAUACUGAUGGGUGGAGCAGCAGCAGUGAUGAAGUUCCAGAGAAAAGAAGACGACUAAGCCUACUAACAAAGCAUCCAAAGAAACCACCUACAGCAGUAGUACUUAGUCCUGUAAACAUGAAAUUGAAGAGCACUCUGUGGAAUGCCAUCACAAAGAAAGCUUCAUCCUUAAUACUUAUCCUUGAGAAAGAAAUUCUGACACCAAAUAUUCUUGAGACUGUGGAAGGGAUAGCUGUAAUUCUGCGACUAGCUGCUUUGUGCAUAGUUCAUUGUUCUCCCCCAACAAAUUCUACCAGUAUAGAUCAGAAAGUAACUCAUCUGUGUAACUCUGACACAUGCAAGAAUACUCUGAGUUCCUCAGAUCCAGUGGUGAAUAUACAGUUCACAUGGAUUUCCUCUGAUUUUAUCACAAAAGUAGUGAAAGUCUGCAGAAACCUAUUAGAGGCUGCUGUGCAGAUUGUUAACCUACAACAAGUGAUUGACAGAAUAGUGAAAAUCUUUGAUGCUUUGCUGUAUGCACAAGUGAAGAUUCCACUGAGUGAUCAAAUUCUUGAUGAUUUAUGUGGAUUGCUGUCUCUGCCCUGGAUUUACAGCCAUCCUCAUGACUCGUCUUUUAAGCCAUCUGCUUUUGGGUUUGAUCCUCUAGUUUUGAGUCAAAAAACUGCCCAGAGUUUCUCACCCCAAACUCAGUCACACUGUGUGUUCCUUCUGUCUCUCUUCCCGAGAAGCAUUCAUCUGGAUUGGAGAAAAUCUGUUUAUCAUUGGGCACUACAAAGUCCCCAUGAAGUAAUUCGGGCUACUUGUGUUAAAGGAUUCUCUCUCCUGCUUCAUCCACCAAGUGUGCAGUCCUGCAGUAUGAUACCCAAAGCUCUUUUAAAUCAAAUCAAAGAUGAGUCUGAGCUAGUCAAGGAGGCUUGUGCUGCUAUAGUAGGGAAAUUAUCUUGCUGUCUUUCUGGUACAUUCAGCAUACAACCUUCCUUAGAGGACUCUGCUAUUAAGCAUGUUACUUGUGAUAUUUUAUGUAGCAGCCUUACUGUGACUUCUGCUCACAAAAAAACUUGUUCUGUGCAAGCUGGUGUUUUCAAGCCAUUUCUUGUUCUCCUCGAGAACAAAGUAUCCAGUUCAGUAAAGCUAGCAUUUAUAGAAAAUAUACCUCAUCUUUGCAAACAUCUGGAUUUUAAUACUGAUGAGUCCAGUGUGAAGAUUUUUGUUGGGUCUUUAUUAAAUCUAAUGGAAGAUCCAGACAAAGAUGUAAGAGUGGCUUUCAGUGACUGCAUAAAGAACAUACUGGGAUCCUUAGACUCUGAAGAAGGAUUCAUAAAAGAGCUGUUUGUUUCAAGAAUGAAAGAAGCCUAUACAAAUGCCAAAAUAUCAAGAAAUAAUGAGCUUAAAGAUACCUUGAUUCUCACAACAGGAGAUAUUGGAAGGGCGUCAAAAGGAGAUUUGGUACCAUUUGCCCUCUUGCAUUUGUUACACUGUUUGUUAUCCAAGUCAGCUUCUGUGGCUGGAGCAGCAUACACGGAAAUUCGCUCCCUGGCGGCAGCUAAGUCUGUAAAACUGCAAGCUUUUUUCAGUCAGUACAAGAAACCUAUCUGUCAGUUUCUGGUGGAAUCCCUUCACUCCAGCCAGAUGGCAGCACUGACUGCUCCAUGCCAGGGCAAUGAGCUACAGAAACAAACAGCUGCUCAUCAGAGAGAAAUGGCUCUGGACAUGUUAUCCGAGAUCGCCAAUGUGUUUGAUUUUCCAGAUCUAAAUCGCUUUCUCUCACGGACCCUACAAGUUUUGCUUCCGGACCUUGCAGCCAAGGCUAGUCCUGCAGCCUCCACACUUAUUCGAACCAUAGCAAAGCAGUUGAAUGUAAACCGAAGAGAGAUUUUAAUCAAUAACUUCAAAUACAUUUUCUCUCAUCUGGUCUGUUCCUGCUCCAAGGAUGAGCUUGAGCAGGCGCUUCAUUACCUUAAGAAUGAGACUGAGAUAGAACUGGGCAGCUUGCUGAGGCAGGACUACCAGGGACUGCAUAAUGAAUUAUUGCUGCGUAUAGGAGAACACUAUCAGCAAGUCUUCAAUGGUUUGUCGAUAUUGGCUUCAUUUGCAUCUCAUGAUGAUCCCUAUCAGGGACCUAGAGAAAUAACAUCACCUGAACAAAUGGCUGAUUAUCUGCAACCUAAAUUGCUUGGUAUCUUGGCUUUUUUUAAUAUGCAGUUACUGAGUUCCAGUGUUGGCAUUGAGGAUAAAAAAAAGGCUUUAAACAGUCUUAUGUCUUUAAUGAAGCUCAUGGGUCCCAAACACAUCAGUUCAGUAAGAGUGAAGAUGAUGACUACACUGAGAACAGCUCUAAGAUACAAGGAUGACUUUCCAGAACUGUGUUGCAGAGCCUGGGAUUGUUUUGUUCGAAGUCUGGACCAUUCAUACCUUGGCUCCUUGCUUAGUCAUGUGAUAGUAGCGUUAUUACCCCUUAUACAUAUCCAACCAAAGGAAACUACAGCAGUAUUUUACUUUCUCAUAGUUGAGAACAGGGAUGCAGUACGAGAUUUCUUACAUGAAAUAUAUUUUUUGCCUGACCUUCCAGAACUAAAAGAAAUUCAAGUUGUCCUUCAGGAAUACAGAAAGGAAUCCUCCAAAAGCACUGACUUGCAGACAACACUGCAGCUGUCUAUGAGAGCUAUUCAGCAUGAGAAUGUCGAUGUUCGUAUUCAUGCACUUACCAACCUGAAAGAAACAUUAUAUACAAAUCAGGAAAAAUUGAUAAAGUGUGUAACAGACAGCGAAACUGUGGAGCCAGUCAUCUCCCAGUUGGUAACUGUACUUCUAAUCGGCUGCCAGGAUGCAAAUUCUCAAGCCCGACUACUUUGUGGAGAAUGUUUAGGUGAACUGGGAGCCAUAGAUCCUGGCAGGCUGGAUUUUUCAACAAGUGAAACUCAAGGAAAGCGUUUUACGUUUGUGGCUGGUGUGGAGGAUACAAAUUUUGCCUAUGGGUUAUUAAUGGAACUGACCAGAGCGUUCCUUGCUUAUGCUGAUAAUGUUCGUGCUCAGGAUUCUGCAGCAUACGCAAUUCAGGAGUUAUUGUCUAUCUAUGACUGUAGAGAGACAAACACUGACUGCCCAGGCUCCAGGCUUUGGAGGAGGUUUCCUGAGCACGUGCAGGAGAUCUUGGAACCUCACUUAAAUACACGGUACAAGAGUUAUCAAAAGGCUGUGAAUUGGUCUAAUAUGAAGAAGCCAAUUUACUUAAGCAGAUUAGGCGAUAAUUUUGCAGAAUGGUCAGCAACUUGGGCAGGUUAUCUUAUAACAAAGGUACGACAUGAUCUUGCCAGAAAAGUUUUCGAUUGCUGCAGUAUUAUGAUGAAGAAUGACUAUAAAGUGACAAUUUAUCUGCUCCCGCACAUCCUUGUCUAUGUUUUGUUGGGGUGCAGUCAAGAGGAUCAACAAGAGGUUUAUGCAGAGAUUAUGGCUGUUCUGAAACAUGAUGACCAGUCUACUAGGAGACUUGAAGACAGUGCAUCUGAUCUAAGUCAGCUGAGCACACAGACAGUGUUCUCCAUGCUUGAUCAUCUAACUCAGUGGGCUAGACAUAAGUUUCAAAUGCUUAUUGCUGAGAAAAAUUCUAACAAGUCUAGCAAAGACAAAGGUGAUUUAAAAACAUCAAGUGAGGACUACAGAGAAUAUCAAAAUGUGACACGUUUUCUAGACCUCAUACCUCAGGAUACACUAGCUGUGGCUUCCUUUCGCUCUAAGGCUUACACAAGGGCUGUGAUGCACUUUGAAUCCUUCAUCACAGAGAAGAAACAAAAUAUUCAGGAGCAUCUUGGAUUUCUUCAGAAAUUGUAUGCUGCUAUGCAUGAGCCAGAUGGAGUAGCUGGGGUGAGUGCAAUUCGGAAAGCAGAACCAUCUCUGAAAGAACAAAUCCUUGAACAUGAAAGUAUUGGCUUGUUAAGAGAUGCAACAGCCUGUUACGAUAGGGCUAUCCAACUGGAACCUGAUCAGAUUAUUCAUUAUCAUGGUGUAGUGAAGUCCAUGUUAGGCCUUGGUCAGUUAUCUACAGUAAUUACUCAGGUCAAUGGAGUGCUUGCAAACAGGUCUGAAUGGAUUUCUGAAUUGAACACUUACAGAGUGGAAGCAGCCUGGAAACUGUCACGAUGGGAUUUACUGGAAAAUUAUUUGGCUUCAGAUGAGAAGUCCACUACCUGGAGUGUCAGACUAGGACAUUUAUUGUCAUCAGCCAAGAAGAAAAAUGAAGCAGCUUUUUAUGAAACACUCAAGGUUGUUCGAGCAGAACAGAUUGUACCCCUUUCAGCAGCAAGCUUUGAAAGAGGAUCCUAUCAGCGAGGAUAUGAACAUAUUAUCAGGUUGCAUAUGCUGUGUGAGCUGGAACAUAGUAUUGCACCAAUAUUUCAGCAACCAGAUGGUGACCACAGUAGAGAUUCCCUGAAUUGGUGUGCUCGUAUUGAAAUGGCCCAAAACUCUUACAGAGCAAAAGAACCCAUUUUAGCACUGAGAAGGGCUUUGCUUAGUCUCAAUAAAAGCCAGGAUUACAGUGAGCUUGUUGGUCAGUGUUGGCUCCAGAGUGCUAGAGUUGCGAGAAAAGCUGGUCAUCACCAGACUGCAUAUAAUGCUCUUCUGAAUGCUGGGGAAUCUACACUCUCAGAACUUUAUAUAGAAAGAUCAAAGUGGCUCUGGUCCAAGGUUCAUCAAGCGCUUAUUGUUCUCCAGAAGGGGGUUGAAUUAUGUUUCCCUGAAAAUAAAGCACCGUGCAGUACCAAAAACCAGCUCAUCCGUGGUCGGGCAAUGCUGCUAGUGGGCAGAUUCAUGGAAGAAACUGCUAACUUUGAAAGCAAUGCAGUUAUGAAAAAGUAUAAGGAUGUUACGGUUUUCUUACCAGAAUGGGAAGAUGGACAUUUUUAUCUUGCUAAAUAUUACGAUAAAUUAAUGCCGAUGGUAACUGACAACAAGAUGGAAAAACAAGGAGAUCUGAUUAGAUACAUAGUUCAUCAUUUUGGGAGGUCUCUACAGUAUGGAAACCAAUUCAUCUAUCAGUCAAUGCCAAGAAUGCUGUCUUUAUGGCUGGACUUCGGAGCAAAAGCAUAUGAAUGUGAUAAAGCUAGUCGUUCAGAACGUGUUCAAAUGAAAAAUGAUUUAGCGAAAAUAAAUAAGGUGAUUACAGAGCACACGAAUCACCUGGCACCUUACCAGUUUCUGACAGCUUUUUCUCAGUUAAUCUCCCGAAUCUGCCAUUCUCAUGAUGAAGUCUUUGCAGUUCUGAUGGUGAUUGUUGCUAAAGUGUUUUUAGCCUAUCCACAGCAAGCAAUGUGGAUGAUGACUGCAGUGUCCAAGUCUUCUUACCCUAUGCGUGUCAAUAGAUGUAAGGAAAUUCUAAACAAAGCUAUUCACAUGAAGGAAUCUUUAGGAAAAUUUAUUGGAGAUGCAACACGCCUUACAGAUAAGCUGUUAGAACUAUGCAACAAACCGGUUGAUGGAAACAGCUCAACAUUAAGCAUGAACAUUCAUUUCAAAGCACUUAAGAAAUUAGUAGAGGAGCACACAUUUAGUGAAGUUCUCAUUCCCUUACAAUCUGUAAUGAUACCAACUCUUCCUUCAAUUCCUGGUACACAUGCUAACCAUGACGCUUUUCCUGGACGCUGGGCCUACAUUGCAGGCUUUGAUGAUACGGUGGAAAUUCUUGCCUCACUUCAAAAACCAAAAAAGAUCACCUUAAAAGGUUCAGAUGGGAAAUCUUACAUUAUGAUGUGUAAGCCAAAAGAUGAUCUGAGAAAAGACUGUCGGCUCAUGGAAUUCAACUCCCUUAUUAAUAAGUGCUUAAGAAAAGAUGCGGAGUCACGUAGGCGAGAGCUCCAUAUUCGAACCUAUGCGGUUAUUCCAUUAAAUGAUGAAUGUGGCAUAAUAGAAUGGGUGAACAAUACUGCUGGUUUAAGAAAUAUCCUGAUAAAACUGUAUAAGGAGAAAG
Molecule: messenger RNA, 7234 nt
Organism: Pterocles gutturalis (yellow-throated sandgrouse)
Lineage: Eukaryota; Metazoa; Chordata; Aves; Pterocliformes; Pteroclidae
Gene: ATR
Product: ATR serine/threonine kinase
Exons: 42
Biological process (GO): protein phosphorylation; DNA damage checkpoint signaling; telomere maintenance
Cellular component (GO): nucleus
Molecular function (GO): protein serine/threonine kinase activity; protein binding
Source: RefSeq, a predicted model, not a curated record